AUGGAAUCCAUCCUUCAGGAUUGUGGCGAAAGGCUUCAGAGAGGUUUUUGUUGCUGGAAUAAUCUAGUUAAGGAACCGUUUCAGGAAUUGUUGGGAGGUGGGUUAUUCUGUAGUAACUAUGCUUCAAUUGCCCUGCAGUUCACCCAGAAACAAUCCAUUUCAACUUCUGAACAUUUGGUUUGGAGCACUUGUUUGAUGAAUAUUCAGUUAAACACUUGGAUACGAGUUCUUGCCAGAAGGUCAAAUCUCUGCCAUUUAUCUUGGAAUAUUUCUGAAGACAUUCUACGAUUUCUGUUAACUCUACACACUUCUAUGCUUGGAUCUCCAAUGCAAUGA
Molecule: messenger RNA, 336 nt
Organism: Pipistrellus nathusii (Nathusius's pipistrelle)
Lineage: Eukaryota; Metazoa; Chordata; Mammalia; Chiroptera; Vespertilionidae
Source: the annotation of a GenBank genome assembly